AUGAGAAUACUAUGUGUUGCCGAAAAACCAUCGAUUUCAAAAGAGGUGGCAAACAUUUUGGGAGGAGGGCGAAAAAAAGUAAGAAACUCACGAGAAAAAUUCAUCAAAAACUACGAUUUCACCUUCACUUUCAACUCUGAAGAUGGGCCAUGUCAAGUAACCAUGACUUCGGUGGCUGGACAUAUCACAGGACUUGAUUUUGGGUCUGCCUUUUCGUGGGGAAAUUGUGUUCCCGGGCGACUAUUUGAAGCAGACAUCAAGACCAUUAUCACCAAGAAAUCUAUUUAUGAAAAUAUUGCAGAAGAGGCAAGAAACGCUGAUAAGUUGAUGAUCUGGACAGAUUGUGAUAGAGAAGGAGAAUACAUUGGAUUUGAAAUUAUGAAUGCUGCAAGAAAAUACAAUAGGAACCUUGGGUUAAACAAUAUUUGGCGAGCUAGGUUUUCACAUCUUGAACGAAAUCACAUUAUUCGAGCAGCAAAAAAUCCCGUGAAUUUGGAUAUGAGUGCAGUUUCUGCAGUUUCUUGUCGUAUGGAAAUCGAUCUUCGAGUGGGUACCAGUUUUACACGUUUGUUGACUGAUCAAUUGAGACAAAAGGGGAUAAUUGAAAAGAAUGAACUAGCUUCUUAUGGUACAUGUCAAUUCCCGACAUUGGGGUUUGUUGUUGAUCGAUACAAACGAGUCAAGAGUUUUACACCGGAACCAUUCUGGUAUAUUGAGAUUGAAACUAGGAAAGAGAAUAAAAAGACAAUUUUCAAUUGGGUUCGAGGUCAUUUUUUCGACAAGAUGUAUGUGGUUAUGCUUUAUGAUCGAUGCUGCAAAAGUGGAGAAUUUGGAACCAUAUCAAAAAUAGAAUCAAAACGGAAACCAAAUUUCCGUCCAUUCCCAUUGACAACCGUGGAGUUACAAAAAGAUUGUGCUAGAUUUUUUAAGAUGUCUGCUAAGACGGCGUUGGCAGCUGCUGAAAGACUUUAUAACCUAGGGUAUUUGUCGUAUCCUAGAACUGAAACUGACAGGUUUGCCAAAGAAACCGAUUUCAAGAGCUUACUAGAGGUGCACAAACAAGAUCCGCGAUGGGGAAGCUAUACAACAAAGCUUUUGAACGAAGGUUUCGAAACUCCUCGAAGCGGUUCUCAUGAUGAUAAGGCGCAUCCUCCAAUCCAUCCUAUCAAAUAUGUUUCUUUGGACACCCUAAACACCCUCGAUGAAAAGAAAGUGUAUGAAUACGUUGUGCGACGCUUUAUUGCCUGUUGCUCCAAAGAUGCUGUUGGUACGCAAACCGUGGUGACUUUAAAAUGGGGAGAUGAAUUCUUCACCGCAAGUGGAUUAAUGGUGCAUGAAAAAAAUUAUUUGGAAGUGUAUACUUACAAAAAAUGGGAAAGCUCUAAACAACUACCGAAAUUUACAGAGGGAGAACAGGUCAAGUUGUCGAGUGGAAUAUUGAAAGACGGUAAAACAAGUCCACCCAAUCAUAUGACCGAGCCCGAGCUAAUUGCAUUGAUGGAUGCCAACGGUAUUGGAACCGAUGCUACUAUCGCUGAACAUAUUAACAAAAUAGAGACUAGGCACUAUAUUAAUAAAUUGAAAAAGGGGAAAAAUGAAUAUAUUCUUCCUACUCCUUUAGGAAUGGGGCUUAUAGAAGGCCUUGAAAAAAUGGAAUUUGAAGAUGUAUCACUAUCGAAACCAUUUUUGCGGAAGUCGUUGGAACGAUCACUUGAGGACAUAGCAACCGGGUCCCGGCCAAAAGUGGAUGUUUUGAAUACAACAAUAGGCGUAUAUGUUGACGCUUAUAGUGUUUGUUCUCAUCAGAUACUUGUUUUGUGCAAUGAAUGUAGGAGAAUUAUACUUGGAAAUAGCAGUAACAACAACAACAACAAUAAUAAUAAUACGUAA
This is a messenger RNA of Candida albicans SC5314, 1890 nucleotides long. Its product is annotated as DNA topoisomerase 3. Bases 1 to 1890 code for a protein of 629 amino acids. Gene Ontology annotation, molecular function: DNA binding; DNA topoisomerase type I (single strand cut, ATP-independent) activity. The record is from RefSeq and is a predicted model, not a curated record. NCBI's taxonomy places the organism in Eukaryota, Fungi, Ascomycota, Pichiomycetes, Serinales, Debaryomycetaceae. The transcript has a single exon. Gene Ontology annotation, biological process: DNA topological change. Gene Ontology annotation, cellular component: nucleus.